Molecule: messenger RNA, 1590 nt
Organism: Aspergillus calidoustus
Lineage: Eukaryota; Fungi; Ascomycota; Eurotiomycetes; Eurotiales; Aspergillaceae
Source: the annotation of a GenBank genome assembly
AUGGCAGACGAGGUGGGCAAGGAGAUUUCGCCCGGAGCGCCUGUCCAGGCCACCCAGCAGGAAACCCCUGUUUCUUCCAUCAAGAAGCUUGACAGCGAGUUUGUUGACACCGCGGAAAAGGGUGUCGCUGAGCACAUCAACCUGAACAAGAACACUUCCGCCAAGAUCAAGAACCCUCUCGCCGACCUGUCCGAGGAUCAGGUGCUUCGCGACGUCGGAGACUUUGCUCAGGAACAUGGCCUGAACGAUAUCCUCCCCAACUUGCGCAAGGGUUCUCUUAUUGCUCGCGAUCCCGAGAACUUUAGGUCCGUUCCUGGUAUGGCCCCAGACGAAGUACAAGUCAUUCAGGAUGAGACCGAUCACAAGUGGCGUCAGCCUCGCUCUCUCUACUUUACUAUUAUUCUCUGCUCUAUCGGUGCUGCCGUCCAAGGCUGGGACCAGACAGGAAGCAACGGUGCCAAUCUUAAAAUGCCUGAAGAUCUCGGAAUCCCCGAGACUGGGCCCCACGCCGCACGUAACCAGUGGCUUGUUGGUGUUGUCAACGCUGCUCCGUACAUCGCUAGUGCCGUCAUUGGCUGCUGGCUUUCCGACCCUUGCAACUACUACCUCGGACGUCGUGGUGCAAUCUUCGUCUCUGCUAUCUUCUGUCUUAUCUCUCCAUUCGGUCAAGCCGUCAGCCAAACCUGGCCCCAACUCUUCAUCACUCGCGCCCUUCUCGGUAUUGGUAUGGGACUUAAGGCAUCGACAAUUCCCAUCUUCUGCGCUGAGAACACCCCAGCCGCCGUCCGUGGUGGCUUGGUCAUGUGCUGGCAGUUGUGGACUGCAUUCGGUAUCUUCCUCGGAACCACUGCCAACCUGAUCGUCAAGGAUACCGGAACAAUCGCCUGGCGUCUGCAGAUGGGCUCCGCCUUUAUUCCUGCUAUUCCCCUGAUAAUCGGUGUCUACAUGUGCCCCGAGUCACCUCGUUGGUACAUCAAAAAAGGAAGACUUCGUGAAGCCUACGAGUCUCUUUGCCGUCUUCGCAACACCGAACUGCAGGCUGCUCGUGACUUAUACUACAUCUACGCCCAGAUCAAGGUCGAGCAGGAGAUUGCUGGCGAAGGGAAUUACCUCACCCGCUUUGUGGAACUGUUUACCAUCCCUCGUGUCCGCCGUGCGACUCUCGCCUCCUUCACUGUAAUGAUCGCUCAGCAGAUGUGCGGUAUCAACAUUGUUGCUUUUUACUCCUCCACCAUUUUCCAACAAGCCAAUGCAUCUUACAGCGAGUCUCUCUGGGCCUCUUGGGGUUUUGGUCUCGUGAACUUUUUGUUCGCCUUUCCCGCGGUCUGGACCAUUGAUACUUUCGGUCGACGCUCUCUUCUUCUUUUCACUUUCCCCCAGAUGGCGUGGACCCUGCUCGCGGCUGGCUUCUCCUUCUACAUUCCUUCAGAGUCCAAGGCUCAUCUUGCUUUGAUCGCUUUGUUCGUAUUCAUGUUCGCUGCGUUCUACUCGCCUGGUGAAGGCCCUGUCCCGUUCACCUAUUCCGCUGAAGUCUUCCCUCUCUCUCACCGUGGUACGUACCCUUCUCCCUAUCGCAAAUGCCAGUUCUAA